AUGGGUGGCAAGCCUUUCCAGUCCAGGGGCUGUAUUACCUGCAAGAAGCGCAAGGUCAAGUGCGAUUAUCAAAAGCCCGAAUGCGCGCGCUGCUUGAAGAUGGGCGUUGCCUGCCAAGGCUAUGAGAAACGAUAUGCUUUUGUCUAUCGGAAUGCUCCGGCAACGCAGCAUGAAAACUCGAAGCAUGCUCUCUCAAACCAAGAUCCAGGGGCGUGGUCUCAGGAUCUCAGUCGCGCUAAUCGAUCAGCGGUCCAACGGCUAGCAGUGCUAAACAAUGGCCCAUCAAAGCGGCAGCAAAUGUUUUCGACUUUUUUCACUUCUUACUUUCCCGACAAUAGCACUGGCAGUACUGCGAUAGACCCGUGGCAUACUCUGCUCUUGGGUGUCUCGCAGCUUCCAAAUAAGUCCAUCAUGCUUGAAAAGGCCGUUGCGGCGAACUCUUGUAUUUUCCUAGGGAAAACCAGAGGAGACAACCGCAUCUUGAAUUAUGGGCUUCGACUAUACAACGGUGCGAUCCAACAGGUGUCGAACCAGCUCAGCCGAAACAACUUUAACGACGAACUCAUCUACACGAUUGCUGUGUUUCAAACUCUUGUGUUACUGUCAUUGACGCCGUUUGACCCGCAAAGUGCAGCAGAUUUGGCGGCCGAUCGAGAGAAAUCUAAAGCGUCUUUGCUAUCUUUCGACAACCAGGCUAUCGAUGGACUGCUACUCCUUAUGUCCGAUAUUUCGCCCCUUAUAACCGCGGUCAAUACGGCAGAUGUAUUCGACAAUGAAGCCUGCCAGCAACUUCUAUACGAUUGCCUUGCUCAUAGAGAGAAAAUAAUAGCAUGGUACUCCCGAGAGGAAAAGAAUAUCGGUGGCCGCCCCUUUGUCUGCGCGCCUGGCGAGUUGUUCUCCACUAGACUUCUCCCUGCGACACAUUUAUUCGGUCCCUCUUACGAUUUCUCCUCCCUGGACAAUGCCAGGACACAUGCUACCUUCUGGGCGGCACUGUCAAUCCUCCAGGCGCUGAUCGGUCAAGCUUAUGUAUACGCUUAUGCCACCGCCGCCGGGGAUAUCCUCAGCAACAAAGAAUAUCUGCUUUCCGAAUACUACGCCGACGAGAUAUCUCGGGCCCUGCCCUACUGCUUGCAAGACAGUAUGAAGGCAUGGGGCAUCAGUGUGACCAUCUUUGGCGUGAGCCAGAUCGCCAAGGUGUAUAUGGAGCUCAGGCGCAAAGAAAAAUUUAUGUGGAGUCAACAAGCCUUGCAGGUCAUGGGCGAGUUGGGGCCGGACCUUCCCCUACGCAUGAGUGAGCUGCUGCAAUAUGGCUGGAUUUUGGGUGAGGAAUCCGACCGGGAUGCGCUCCAGGAGGCCUCCCCGGUGUCGUCGACCUCGAAAUCUACCGGGUCAUCGCCAUCUACCGCUUCUACCACACCACCAGGGGUGGAUGAUGCGAACGUCACGGAUAUGGCAGAUGCGUGUUGUGUUGAGUUGCCGGAAAGGUGA
Messenger RNA from Penicillium argentinense, 1491 nucleotides. Its product is annotated as Zn(II)2Cys6 transcription factor domain-containing protein. Lineage: Eukaryota; Fungi; Ascomycota; Eurotiomycetes; Eurotiales; Aspergillaceae. The transcript is spliced from 3 exons. Bases 1 to 1491 code for a protein of 496 amino acids. Gene Ontology annotation, molecular function: zinc ion binding; DNA-binding transcription factor activity, RNA polymerase II-specific. The record is from RefSeq and is a predicted model, not a curated record. Gene Ontology annotation, biological process: regulation of DNA-templated transcription.